CCGAACGAGCAUGGGCACAGACAGCAUCAUGCGCUUGGUAGCCGUGUCGAUUUUGCUAGCAGCGGCCUGCUUCGUACCGCUGGCCGGAUCUCAGAAGUCUGAGAUCUCGGCGAAGGGUCUCGAAAUCUCGCCGGCCCCGGUAAAGCUCGACAAAAAUCUGCGACAGGCGCUACUGAAGGCGCUGACGGAUUUGGAGGCCGAGUCCGCGGAACAGCGAAAGGACGAGGACGAGAAGUCGCUUAUUAUGCGCGUCGAGAAGAUCUUUGACGAAGGAUUGAAGAAGAAUUCGAACAACAACAUAGGCGUGAUACCGAAGAGCUCUUUCACAUUUGACGGUUUUCCGGGCGACGAGGAUAUUCCCAACGAGGAGAAGCUGCAGAAUUCGAGCUUUCUCGAGUCGAAGAAGUAUGUCGCCUCAUCGCCGGCGAUGAGUAUCGAGAAAGCGAGCCACGACGACGCCAGAAGCUUCCACGUGCACAAUAUCGUCGUUCCGGACAAGCCCGCGCCGCGAACCGAAUCCAAAGUAGAUUCGUUGGAUACGAGAAGUGUGAAAACUUUGUCGAGCUCGGCGUCGGUCAACAAGAUCGAGAGCGUCACGUUGAAGCCGAUCACGCAGAUAUCGGAAAGCUUGACGCAAAGCGCAAGUAGCGGGAUUGCAAACGCCAACGCGCUGAUCACGCCGAAACCGACCGCGUCUAGUCCAACGAUUCCUCCUCCUAAGAACAACGCUACUUCGUUGUCCUCCGGCAAAGAAAAAAACUCUCCAGUGGAAGAAGUGAAGAUCUUCGAGGCGCCUUUGGUGGCGGCCUUCACGGUGCAACAAGACGAGCUCGGCGUGCCGAAGAGCGUCGUGCCGAUUUACAAACAAUCGGGCGACGGGCAGGCGCUGACACUUCAGGAGCAGUUAGAGUUCAAGCAACGAUUAUUGGAGAAACAGUUGGCUGAGCUGCAGCAGCAACAGAUCGUACAGACACAUUUUCUUCUUAGACAACGUGAAUUGUACGAGCAGCAACUGAGAGAGAAGCAACAGCAGCAGUAUUUUCAAGAACAGGCGAGGCUCAGGCAGUUGGCAGAGGAGCGGGCCAAGCACGAACGCAUCAGACAAUUGGAGGAACAGCAUUUGAGACAGUUGGAGGAGCAGAAAAUCUAUCGAUUGCAGCAACAGCAACAUCAGCAGCAGAACUACUUCCCCCUGCAGAAGCAGCACAUUUUCGAACAGACAAACAAAUUUCUUUCAUCUCAGUCGUCACAGAAGCCGACCGUUCAUCUUCAGCCUAGUCUGUCUCUGGAGUUACCCAAUGCUGGUGCGCCACCGUUAUUCCGCAACUACCAGGAACAGCCUCACUUCCAACAAUUCCAUCAGCAACCUCAGCAGCAGUCUCCACACCAGCAACCGCAUCAACAACCGCGAUUGCAACAAGACUUCCCUUCGUUCCCUAUCGAUUUCCAACCGCCCACAUCACCGGCCACCAGAUUCAACAGACAAGAAGCCUUCAACGCAGUUGGCAACUUCGGUUUCAACAAUCUGGACAACAAGCAAGCACUUCCGCCACCAAGAAACACGUUCACCUUCAACGCAUUGCCAAAAAGUGCGCCGAGUACGUUCGUUUACAAUCCUUACGUACAGUUUCGACCACUUCCACCACCGCAGAGAGCGCAGACUCCCGCCAAGCAGAUACAACGUUUGCUCUUUCAGUCGGGCGUUGCCGGUGACCUGGGCAACGUGCAAGGACCGGGUGGCGAGGAUCUUAAUAUCGUGUCCAAAGUGCUGGCGCUGAACGUCGGCGCCUUGCCCAACAAGAACUACCAGUUCGUUACUAGUAAUCGCAAGUUGGGCAGCAGCGCGUGAGAAGAUACACAGACGGGCGUACCGAUGUAAGACUUCGACGAGUCGUGUAAAUCACUACACAGGACGAUAUUAUAGCAAGGUGAAAUCGAGCUCUCCUUCUCUGUUUCUCCGUCUUCUUUCCUUCUUCUUUGUUUCUCAUCAGUCAUCUAUCUUCAUCUAUCUAUCAGUCAUCUAUCUCCCGUCACGACGUAGUCCUUACAUAUAAAUGCCGUCUACAAUUUCUUCAGACUUUGACACCGACUUACGUACAUACAUACAUACAUACACACACAUACGCGCGUAUAAAAUCAUGAUGACAGAGUUCGCAGCGGUAAUAUAGGUAUAGCGGCGGCAAUGAGAAACGGUUAUUCACGGCGAAAGGACGCGGGAUGACUAGGUAAGUUCAAUAGUACGUGAGCUAUUGACGAUAGUAACCUUGAAUAUCAGUUCAAUUCGAGUGAAAUCGAAUCGUUGCCGCUCUCGGUGUGCAUUACGUCCACAAAACUUGCUUGCUCCUUUUUUCUUCGUCAUCCCCGACACGGACGGAAGAGCGGAGACGCGUGAGACAAUCGCGAAGCACAGAGAGCGCUCACGGGAAUCGUCACGACGAGGAAGCCGCGCGUGGUGCCUUAACAAGCGUAAUGGUAUUAAUUACGAUUGUACGUGCAUUAAAACAAGGACUUAUUGCCGGCCUUCCCGAGGAGCGCGGGAUUACGCAAGCUCGCAUUUAGUUGCGAUACGGUAGAUGUGGGUCUGUACAUAAGAUCACACACAAGUGCGAUUCCGCUUUCUUAUCCUUCUUCUCUCUCUGACCUCUGUACUUUUUUUUCUCUUUCCUCAAAUAUAAUACUCACGACACUCAAGCGGUACGUGACCAAAACCGCGCCAGCCAAACGUCGGUAAUCGUAAGAACACGCUCAAUGGCAAGUAAACACGUUACUUAUAAAAAAAAAAUGUGUAACAUUAAUAACGACGAUAGCAAUAAGUGUAAAUUAACGAAGAGAGAAUUUUAGUUCGCAUGUUUUCGAUGUGAAAAAAAAAAAAUCCCGUAUAGAAAUCGUCUCUUAGCUAUUGUAUUAUUAUUAUUAUAUAUUCUCAGAUUGAGAUUUGAAUUCUAAUAAGAACUCGACAAGAAAAUACCUCACAUAUGUGUAUAAAAAUUUAUUCUCUUGAAAAACAUCUCAUCCAAAGUCUUUUAAUUUUAAAUACAAUUCUCUCUUGCCCAGUUAGAUCAUCUUCGCGUAGAAAGAUGCUGACUUUUCCAGGGUGCAUUGCAGACAAAAUUUUCAGCUCGUUCUACAACAAACGGUUUUAUGAAAUAAUCGGUGUGUGUGUGUGUUUGUGUGUGUGAGAUAUAUAUAUAUAUUAUUGUGAGUUAGCGCCGGAAAAACUCGCUCGAGAGAUCAAGGGGGUCUCGCCGCAAAGUCGUGCAUCGAGCCGCGCAUCGCGAUUGAAAACGCUUCUUCGACUGUAAAUAAACUUUCCCCUGGCGGCACACCACUACAAUGCCGAUGAGGAAGCCGCCGCCGCCGCCGUCGCUGCUGCCGUCGUCGCGAGAGACACAUCUCGCGAAUAUAUAUAUAUACGUGUAUGUCCUCAAUUUCACAAAACGUUCGGCACAGAUUCGUUGAUUUCACCCGGCGGGCAAAUCAACAAAUCUCGUGGGAUCACCGCGGUAUAUCUCUCUCUCUCUUUCUCUUUCUCUCUCUCUCUCUUGUUUUACUACUAAAAGUUUUACUAUUAAAAAGUUUGAACUUAGAUCGAUUAUCGCGGAAUGUAAUCUCACAUUCGAGAUACCAGCGAACGAUAAUGUUGAAACUUAAACAAUUUGCAAUUCGAAUUAUACAACGGUAUUUAUUUUUUUUUUUUGUAUACUUGUUUGUUCGUGUGUAGAAAAGAAUGCACCUCUCUCACGCAAUUCUCUCAACAGCAUGUCGUCUGAUAAGAAUCGCGAAUAAUUUUUGAGAUGUUUGCGCGAACAAUGUGAAUAAUAUACGCUACGCGAAUUUACAAUGUGUUUUAUGAAUUGUAUUAACUUUGUCUUUAUAAUUCUCUCUUGUUCUUAUCUUAGGUUUUUUUGUCUCGAAUUGAUGUGGGUGCGAUGCACUCUCGGCGAGAGCGACUCUGCGUGAGCGAAAGUCGACGGCGAUUCGUUCAUAAAUGUGAGCGCUUUAUAUACGAGCGCUAGCUCAAGCUCGCGCGACUGAACAUAAAGUAAAAAAAAAAAAAAUUAUACAUAUAUAUAUAUAUAUAUAAAUAUAAAAUAACAUUAAAAUUAUAUAAAAUAAUGAUAGAUCUAAUCGAUAUAACUCGCUUAUAAUU
Messenger RNA from Pseudomyrmex gracilis, 4150 nucleotides. RefSeq lists its product as uncharacterized. NCBI's taxonomy places the organism in Eukaryota, Metazoa, Arthropoda, Insecta, Hymenoptera, Formicidae. The coding region runs from base 11 to 1849 and encodes 612 amino acids. The transcript has 2 exons. The record is from RefSeq and is a predicted model, not a curated record.